Messenger RNA from Linum tenue, 1262 nucleotides. The record is from the annotation of a GenBank genome assembly. NCBI's taxonomy places the organism in Eukaryota, Viridiplantae, Streptophyta, Magnoliopsida, Malpighiales, Linaceae.
AUCCCAUUUCCCUCUUGUGAACCUCCAUAAAUACUCUCUAUCCUCCAUGUCCUACACUCUCCUCUCCUCUCCUCUAUGUCUUCUUACCACAGCAAACACCUCUUCCCUUCCAUAGUUUGACAACUAUAUAUCAUCAUCUCAAAGUAUAGAAAGCUAGCCAAUUUCGAGGAAGGAGCUUUCUUUGGAUCAUCAUCAUCAUCAUCAUCAUGGGAAUUCACCAGAAACCCGCAUGGUUGGAAUCACUCUACAACGAGAAGUUCUUCGCUCCCUGCCCAUACCACGAAUCCGCCAAGAAGAACGAGAAGAACGUCUGUUGCCUCGAUUGUUGCACCAGCAUCUGUCCUCACUGUGUCCCCGCUCAUCGUGCUCAUAGAUUGCUUCAGAUUCGUCGGUAUGUCUAUCAUGAAGUCGUGAGGCUGGAAGACCUCGAGAGGCUCAUGGACUGCUCGAACGUUCAGGCCUACACCAUCAAUAGUGCCAAAGUGGUGUUCAUCAAGAAAAGACCCCAAAACAGGCAAUUCAAAGGGUCGGGGAAUUAUUGCACUUCAUGUGAUAGAAGCCUCCAAGAACCUUUCAUUCAUUGCUCCCUUAGUUGCAAGGUGGAUUUCGUGCUAAAGCAUUACAUGGACUUGAGCCCAUUCCUAAAGAAGUGCAAGACUUUAGUACUAGGACCGGACUUCUUGAUCCCUCAGGACAACAUGGGAGACGUCGACGACAUGAUGACCAACUCCGACGAGCCGGCGAUGAGCUGGUCGUCCGGCUCCGACGGCGGUGGUUCCGGGUCGUCGUCGUCCUCGGGGUCCGAGAACAUGAUGAUGAGCAGCAUGAUGAUGAUGGCACCGCCGUGUCCCGACAAGAUCGUGCGCAAGAAGAGAAGCGGGUUGAUCUACGUCUGGUCUAGAUCGUCGCCGGCGAACUACGACGGCGACCACCACGGCCACAAUCAGGACUACCAUCAUAAUAGAGUCUCCGACGAGGACAUGGCCACCAGCUUGAGCCGGCGGAAAGGCGUCCCUCAACGAUCUCCUUUGUGUUAGCAAACUACGGAAAGAGGAAAUAACAAGACCGAACAUUAUGAGGAUUUUUAACAUUGUACCUUACUUUUUUUUCUAUCUGAAUUUUGACUAAAAAGUCAACACUUACUGAAAUGUUUCACUCUCUAUCUCUAUCUCUUUAGUCGAAAAUUGUAGAGGUGAUUAAUCACUUGGUCGGAGGUUUUGUCUUAAUGGCAUCACGUGGUUCCCAAUUCCAAGUAAUGGUUU